AUGAAUGGUGGCGAGAAAGUAGCCGAAGAGGCGUUGCGUCUCCAAAGAGGGACGGCGGGUAUAGUUCGAGAUGAGGAAUGUGAGCUCAACGGGGAUGCGGGAGAGGAGAGGAGAGAAGAGAAAGCAACGGUUGUGGCACGAGAUCAAAAGAGGUAUAAGAUUGACAGUCGUCGGGUGUGGAAAGUGGAGGCAGGAAGGGAAUAG
Penicillium diatomitis is the source of this 204-nucleotide messenger RNA. RefSeq lists its product as uncharacterized. Lineage: Eukaryota; Fungi; Ascomycota; Eurotiomycetes; Eurotiales; Aspergillaceae. The transcript has a single exon. The record is from RefSeq and is a predicted model, not a curated record. The coding region runs from base 1 to 204 and encodes 67 amino acids.